Ceratitis capitata (Mediterranean fruit fly) is the source of this 766-nucleotide messenger RNA. RefSeq lists its product as uncharacterized. Gene Ontology annotation, cellular component: nucleus. The transcript has 4 exons. Bases 28 to 720 code for a protein of 230 amino acids. The record is from RefSeq and is a predicted model, not a curated record. Lineage: Eukaryota; Metazoa; Arthropoda; Insecta; Diptera; Tephritidae.
AAUAUAUGUUUGAAAUAUGUAAGUAAAAUGAAACGUUUAUUAGUUUUUGUAUUUUUAUACAUGCCUUAUUGUGUGUAUAAAUGUAGAAUGGCUACGACAAAAAGAAACCGAGCUACGAUGGAGCAGCUAAUUCGAAUGAUGGAUUUUUUCGGAGAAACGCCGGGUUUGGCAGGGUCUCAGUUCCAGAAGCUCCAUGGAAAAUCAGACUGCGAUAGGAAGUGGAGCGAAUUAGCUAGUACGCUGAAUUGCCUUGGUGGUGCUGUGAAAAGCGUCGAACAAUGGCACACGGUAUGGAGGGAUCUGAAAAGCCGUACCAGCAUCAAGGUCCGAGACCGGAAAAGAAAGAGGGCAAUGACAGGAAACAAUCCAAUUAAUGAGGAGCCACUCACCGAAUUGGAGAGACGAGUCAUUGCCCUUAUAGGUAAUGACUAUGUCCAGGGCCACGAAAACGUUCCUGAAACGAUGCCUAUAGAGGAGGAACUGCAACUUCGAUUAGAGGAGGGUGAAGAGAGCAUAGUUAUCAAGAUGCCUUCAUUUUCAAAUGGGGUCGAUUUGGUAAUGCAUACUGCGACUCAAGCCUCAAAAACUCCACGUAGAGGCAGUAGGAGAAGACGUGUGGAGGAUGUGAGCGAUACCCGAAACGCAUUUUUAGAAUUUGCGCAAACACAAGCAAAUGCUUUAAAAGAACUCUUGCUCAAGCUCAUAUAUUUGGUCACCUAAUCGAAUGUUAUGUAACACUGAGCACGCAUUGACUAUUCUACCAGUG